Messenger RNA from Coccomyxa subellipsoidea C-169, 2099 nucleotides. Its product is annotated as kinase-like protein. Gene Ontology annotation, molecular function: ATP binding; protein kinase activity. Gene Ontology annotation, biological process: protein phosphorylation. The record is from RefSeq and is a predicted model, not a curated record. The transcript has 9 exons. Bases 1 to 1923 code for a protein of 640 amino acids. NCBI's taxonomy places the organism in Eukaryota, Viridiplantae, Chlorophyta, Trebouxiophyceae, Coccomyxaceae.
AUGAUUGCCUUACAGGUGCUCAUGGCCACGUCUGCUGCGCUGCUGCGCCGAACACCCUCCGUGAUGUCUCCAAACCUCUUUGCGUUUGAGGACCACUUCUCCUUCGAGGCAGUAAUCGGCAGGUCCCCGUUGAGCGAGGUGUACCGUGCACGGCAUCGUGGGACAGGCCAGCUCUUCGCUGUCAAGCGGUCCAUGCGCAGAUUUCGUUCAAAGGGCGACAGAGACAGGUCAUUGCACGAGAUCCAAGCAGUCGCUUCUCUUCCAAGCCACCCCAAUGUUGUGACGCUCCACCGCGCAUGGCAGCAGCGGGGCCACUUCUACAUCCAGAUGGAUCUCGCCGAGAAUGGCAGCCUCGGCUCGAUUCUGCGGCAGGGACAGCAGGAGGGACAGCUGCUGCCGGAACCUGUGGUGUGGCAAGUGCUCUGGGAGGUGGCACAGGGGCUGGCAUUCCUGCAUGCGCACGACGUGAUUGUCAUGGACAUCAAGCCUGACAACGUCUUCUGCAACCGCAAUGGAACCUUCCAGAUUGGCGACUUUGGGCUGGCAGUUGUGGGCAGCACACAGCGGGACUGGGAGGAAGGCGAUGGCGACUACCUAGCACCAGAGCUCCUCAGCGAUGACAAACCCUCGCCCGCAGCUGACAUCUACAGCCUCGGAGCCACCAUCUACGAGUGUGCAACAGGCAAGAAGCUGCCUCGGUCCUGGCAGAACUGCAGAGACCUUCAGCUUCCUGGGAGGCUGCCGGCUCUGCAGCACUUAGUGCAGGGCAUGCUCUCACGGAAUCCCUCAAGCCGCUUGUCUGCUCAGGAGCUGGUAGAGCAGGUGGGCAUGUUGCAGCUUCCCUUUGGGCUGAGCGCGACAGUGAGCUCCUGUGCAUCCGCAAAAGAUGCACAGCCCAGCUCAGAGGCUGACUACCCCCAGGAUGCAUAUGCCACACCUUCCCACCGACCCCUGGAUCAUGCCCUGCCCAGCACAGGGGGAAGCAGCGUGACAGCCACCUGCAGCAGCGGCCCGACGCCCGGACCGCGGCGGCUGAAUCUGGCGCAGCUGCCCAGCCUCACGCUGCCCGACGCGCCCAGCCCAUCCGCGGUGUCAACCCCCGUUAUGUGCGGGGCCGGUUGGCGGCGGACACUAUCCAGCAGCGACAUGUCCCACGAUGCGUCGGACGUAGGAACGCCCACCCGAGCGCCCUCCUUCGUCCCGUCCCUGCUCCAGCAGCGCCUGUCCGUGUCCAGCCCCACCCUCCUCUCGCCCUUCAGCGAAGCAGGCUGCAGCCCCUUUGCCACGCCAUCGCUGGGGCGCCGGCCGUCAACGGCCGCGACGCCAAGUUUCACAGGGAGCACGGCGCUCGUGUACCACAGCCGCUGGGCGCGCGAGUGCUCCUUCGACCGCUCCGAGGCGGCCGCGCAAGUGCGGCCGUUCUCCCUGGACCCGGAUGACAUGCAGGACAGCCCCAGCUUCCAGCUCGACGAGGACCUGCCAGGCAGCCGCGCAGAUGACGGCGCAGACAUCCUCUGCUUGGAUGACCAAGACCCCUUCUGCACCGCUGGGGAGGAGCAUGCGAGCCCCUCCCAGCUGAGCAGGGACUGCAGCAUGGGCUUGCACGAUGAUGAUGAUGACAACCAGCAGCAGAGGCAGGUGACGGAGGGCUCAAGCCCGCUGCACCACGGCCGCUUCUUUGCACGGCUCUCACUGUCAGGCAGCCAGGCAGAGGAGGCCUGCACAGCAGCGCCAAACACCGGCCAGGCCCAAGAGCAGCAGCCAAUCGCAAGUCCUUUUGCAUCUCAGCGCGCUCAGCACAUGACCCCAGGAGCAGGCCAGCAAUGGACGCAACUGACUCCCCAGCUUUCAAAGGGCCUCAGCAUGUCUCGGAUGGACACUCUGAAGGAAAAGAAGUCACUCCCAUUCGUGUUUGCCUGUUGAAGCCCAGGACUGACAGGCUGCCAGCGCUCUCAAGACCAAUUGGCUAGUCUUUCUUGCUUAAGGUGAUCAGAACAGUAUCAAGACAUGGAAGUGGAACAACAAGAUUCAGCACCGGGCCUUUGGACAAGACACUGCUGUUUUGUAAGGUACUGGCAGAGUCUGUUUGCACCUGUGAC